AUGGAUCUCUCUGAAUGGUCUGAUAUUACUCCAAUCGAGCUGGACGAUGGCGCCAGCUCUGCCAUGCCGCUGGCCACCAUCGCCUAUCCGCCCGAGUACCUGGAGGCGACCGCGUAUCUGCGCGCCGUCAUGGCCGCCAAUGAGAUGUCCGAGCGGGCAUUGAGCCUCACCAAGGAGGUCAUUGCAAUGAACCCAGCCCAUUAUACCGUAUGGAUCUACCGUGCAAAGAUUCUAUUUGCAUUGGACAAAGACCUCAACGAGGAAUUGAGCUGGCUAAACGAUGUAUCAUUGAAAUACCUCAAAAACUAUCAAAUCUGGCACCAUCGCCAAGUGCUACUAUCAUCAAAAGCACAUUUCCCAACCUUCCCACCCAAGGAAGCAGAUUUCUUAAUGGAGAUGUUCGCCCAAGACUCCAAAAACUACCACGUCUGGACCUACCGCCACUGGCUAGUCCGCCACUUCAAACUCUGGGAUCAACCCCGCGAGCUCGAAGACGUCGAAGCACUCCUCAAAGCCGACGUGCGCAACAACUCCGCCUGGAAUCACAGGUACAUGCUCCGCUUUGGACCGCGAGACCCCGCCCCCGACGCGGGGAUGGUGAACGCAGGAGACAUGACCACGGCACCGACCGAUAAGGGCCGACUCCCACUUGUAGACGAGGACAUGAUUGAUGGCGAGCUGAAGUUCACGCAGGAGGCUAUUCUGCGGGCGCCGGAGAAUCGGAGUCCGUGGUGGUAUGCGCGGGGUGUGUUGAGGGCUGCGGGGAGGGGAUUGGGGGAGUGGGAGGGGUUUGCUGGGGGUUUCGUGUCGGAGGGAGCCGUGAAGAGUUCUCAUGCCGUGGAGUGGUUGGCUGAUGUGUUUGCGGAGAACGGCGGUGCUGUGAAUGCGGUUCAGAUGUUGACUUUGCUGAAGGAGAAGUAUGAUCCUAUUCGGAAGAAUUAUUGGGAUUAUCGGAUUCGGAAGUUGGAUCAGGUUGCAUUGUGA
Molecule: messenger RNA, 984 nt
Organism: Penicillium salamii
Lineage: Eukaryota; Fungi; Ascomycota; Eurotiomycetes; Eurotiales; Aspergillaceae
Source: the annotation of a GenBank genome assembly